This is a messenger RNA of Penicillium oxalicum, 1083 nucleotides long. RefSeq names its product alpha/beta hydrolase. The record is from RefSeq and is a predicted model, not a curated record. Gene Ontology annotation, molecular function: hydrolase activity. Lineage: Eukaryota; Fungi; Ascomycota; Eurotiomycetes; Eurotiales; Aspergillaceae. Bases 1 to 1083 code for a protein of 360 amino acids. The transcript is spliced from 3 exons.
AUGGAAUUUUCUCAAUAUACCGGCCCCAGUCAAGACUGGCUCGCGAUCGAGUCCACUCUACCUGCGAUACCGCCAUUACCACCCACGGAGCUGAGAGACCUUGUCAAUAAAGGGCGCGAGGAACUGGCUGCGGAAGGCAUCAAGGACAUCGCAUCCCAAGUUCAAAUCUACAACUUCAACGUGACCACGCGAGACGGGGCCACCCUGCAAGUAUGCGUCUAUCGACCCGCCGACAUCGCCGCGUCCGAGAAACUGCCCGUCUACAUCCAUCUGCACGGUGGAGGCUUUCUCUUCGGCACUCUCACCUCCGAAGAUGGCAUCUGUGCGCGUAUCGUGGUCUCUCACAUGCAGAACCACACCCCCGUGGUCGUCUUCAAUGUCAAUUACCGCCACACGCCCGAGCAUCCAUUCCCCACCGCAUGGAAUGACGUCGAAGAUGCCUUUGUCUGGCUGCAUGACAAUAUGGACCGGAUCGGCGGUCUGGCCGACCAGGUCGUGGUCGGCGGCAUCUCCGCUGGCGCUCAAUUGACCCUCUCCUUGACCCUGACGCAAUUAUACGGUGAUAACGAGCGGGUGAAAGCGUGCCCCAAGAUCCGUGGACAGGUCCUGAUGAUCCCCUGCCUCGUGCAGAGAGUGCACUAUGGGUCUCGGACGGAGAUGCUGAGCAGUCCCGAGGUCUCGAGCUACGUGACCUGUGCUGAUGCACCGAUCUUGCCCGUCAGCAGAAUCGAAUUGUUCAUGAAGUUGCUUGAUCUGGACAAAUAUUCGGGUGCGGAUGCGGCUAGGAACUUACGCCUGAAUCCGGGUAAUGCCACCGCGGACCAAGUCAAGAACCUGCCUCCUACCACCUUUGGGAUUGCCGGAAAUGAUCCGCUUCGUGAUGAGGGUCUCCUCUUUGCCAAGUUGCUCUGUGAGAAUGGAGUACCGGCCGAUGUUCAUGUAUUCCCCGGUGUGCCCCACGGAUUCAGACGCUGGUUCGGCAAGCUGCCUGCUGGACGGCGAUGGGACAACGUGAUGGCUGGUGGCAUCACCUGGGCUUUGAGUAAUCCGACCGCAAAGCCAUUUGAGAUCAAGGCUGAGUGA